Trichomonas vaginalis G3 is the source of this 726-nucleotide messenger RNA. Its product is annotated as phosphoesterase-related family. NCBI's taxonomy places the organism in Eukaryota, Parabasalia, Trichomonadida, Trichomonadidae. The transcript has a single exon. Gene Ontology annotation, molecular function: hydrolase activity. The record is from RefSeq and is a predicted model, not a curated record. Bases 1 to 726 code for a protein of 241 amino acids.
AUGACAAAAUUUUAUGCAUUGAGUGAUUGGCACAUUCCUGGUCACACUAUGGAUCAAUAUGGACCAGAAUGGAUUGAUCACCAUGAAAAGUUACGUGUUAAUAUAUGUAAAAAACUCAAAAAAGAAGACAUUUUAUUAGCUCCAGGUGAUUUAAUUAACGCAAACAAUCCAGAUAUUGCACAACCAAGCUUCGAAUUUAUUGAAAAACUAACAUGUAGAGUGAUUUUAUGUCAAGGCAAUCAUGAUCAAUGGGCAGAUAGAAAUCCAGAAGAUUACGAGACACUUUUACCACCAAACAUGCAAGUUCUUAGAGGAACAGCUAUUACUAUUGGAAAUGUUGCAAUAUCCGGAGCAAUGUUUUGGUGUUUUAAUUGCGCUUUUCCUUGGGAAGGUCAUGUUGGUAUUAUGAGACGCCUUGGAAAGCACCAAAACCAAGAGCUCGAAAUCUUGAGGAAAGCACUUGCAGCUUUAACUUCAUACGAUGAUUCUUACAAGAAAAUACUUAUGCUUCAUUUCCCACCAAUUUCUGAUAAAGGAGAACCUAAUAUCUUUACUUCAAUGAUUGAAGCAGCUCAUGUUGAUAUAUGUAUUUACGGACACGUUCAUGGACAGAAAGAAUACAUUCCAGGCUGUGACACAAAGAUAGGAAAUACAAGAUAUAUGCUUGUAUCCGCCGAUUACAGGAAUUUUGACCCUAUUGAGAUUAAUUUUGAUCAGCCGGUCUGA